This is a messenger RNA of Penicillium cataractarum, 3063 nucleotides long. RefSeq names its product chromatin-remodeling protein SPT16 (gene spt16). Gene Ontology annotation, biological process: transcription elongation by RNA polymerase II; positive regulation of transcription elongation by RNA polymerase II. Gene Ontology annotation, cellular component: FACT complex. The record is from RefSeq and is a predicted model, not a curated record. Bases 1 to 3063 code for a protein of 1020 amino acids. The transcript has 7 exons. Gene Ontology annotation, molecular function: nucleosome binding. NCBI's taxonomy places the organism in Eukaryota, Fungi, Ascomycota, Eurotiomycetes, Eurotiales, Aspergillaceae.
AUGGCCGAGAAGAUCGCGAUUGACAAGAACACCUUCUUCAACCAUCUCUCAAACUUCUAUGCAUCAUGGAAGGCCGACAAGCGCUCGGGAAAUACUCUCUUUGGUGGCGCCGGAUCGAUCGUGAUCCUCAUGGGCAAGACCAAGAGCGAUGAGAGCUCCUUCCAGAAAAACAAUGCUAUGCACUUCUGGCUUCUUGGCUACGAGUUUCCUGCUACCCUCUUCGUCCUAACAACCGAGGCGAUCUAUGUGGUCACAACGGCCAAGAAAGCUGAGCUCCUCGAGCCACUGAAGGGCGGAAAGAUCCCAGUCGAGCUUCUCGUGACCACAAAGGACCCAGAAUCGAAGACAAAGGCAUUCGAAAAGUGUCUUGAAGUGAUCAAGGGCGCCGGAAAGAAAGUCGGCACUCUACCCAAAGACACAACGACGGGUCCCUUCGCCGACGAUUGGAAGCGCGCAUUCUCGGAGGUAUCCAAGGAAGUGGAGGAAGUCGACAUCACACCGGCGCUUUCUAGCGCCUUUGCGAUCAAGGAUCCGGAAGAGCUGGUUUCUAUUCGCAACGCGUCCAGAGCAUGCAGUGGCUUGAUGUCGUCGUACUUCGUGGACGAGAUGUCACGUCUUCUCGACGAAGAAAAGCAAAUUACUCACAAGGCUCUCGCAGCCAAGGUGGACGCCAAAAUCGACGAUUCCAAAUUCUUCAACAAGCUGGCACGCCUCCCAUCAGAGUUUGAUGCCGAUCAGAUCGAUUGGGCUUACGGACCGGUGGUGCAGAGUGGAGGAGCCUAUGAUCUGAAAUUGACGGCAACUUCCGACGGCAAUAACCUGAAGCCGGGCAUCAUCCUGUCUAGCUUUGGAAUCCGUUACAAAACCUACAAUUCGCUCAUCGGCCGUACCUACCUGGUGGAUCCGAGCAAGUCUCAGGAAGCUAACUAUGCGUUCCUGCUCAACCUUCACGAUGCGGUGAUGAAGGAGAUUCGCGAUGGUGUGGUGGCUAAGGACCUCUACAACAAAGCACUCGGUCUCGUCCGCUCGAAGAAGCCCGAGCUUGAGAACCACCUAACCAAGAACAUCGGUGCCGGUAUCGGUAUCGAACUCCGCGAUGCGAACAUGAUCCUUAAUGCCAAGAACAACAGAGUUUUGAAGAAUGGCAUGACUCUGGCAAUCACCAUUGGCCUGACAGAUGUUAAGGAUACUGACUCCAAGUCGAAGGGAAAUGAUGUUUAUUCCAUGGUGAUCACAGACACCGUUCGUGUUGGAGAAACUGGGCCUCACAUUUUCACCAAAGAUGCCGGGAUCGACAUGGAUUCCAUCUCUUUCUAUUUUGGAGAUGAGGAAGAGCCUGAAAAGCCCGUGAAAGAGAAGAAAGAAUCAAAGUCAAGUGCCAUUGCAAGCCGAAAUGUCACGAGGACUAAACUGCGUGCCGAGCGGCCAACCCAGAUCAACGAGGGUGCCGAAGCCCGCCGUCGUGAGCACCAGAAAGAGCUUGCUGGUAAGAAGACAAAGGAAGGUCUGGACAGGUUUACAGGCACUACUGGAGACGACAACGGCGUCGCCCAAAAGAAGUUCAAGCGGUUCGAGUCCUACAAGCGCGAUAACCAGCUUCCACCCAAGGUCAAAGACUUGACCGUCUACGUCGAUCACAAGGCCUCGACUGUCAUUGUUCCCAUCAUGGGUCGGCCAGUCCCCUUCCACAUCAACACCAUUAAGAACGCAAGCAAGAGUGACGAGGGCGAGUAUGCGUAUCUGCGCAUCAACUUCCUCUCUCCUGGCCAGGGAGUGGGCCGAAAGGACGAUCAGCCAUUCGAAGAUCCGUCGGCUCACUUUGUCCGCAACUUGACCCUGCGUUCCAAGAACAAUGAUAGAAUGGCCCAAGUGGCACAGGAUAUCACUGAGCUUCGCAAGACUGCCCUGAGACGGGAGCAAGAAAAGAAGGAAUUGGAGGAUGUCGUCGAGCAGGACAAGCUUGUUGAAAUCAGAAACCGCCGCCCGGUGAAGUUGCCCGACGUGUACCUCCGGCCUCCUUUGGAUGGAAAGCGUGUGCCUGGUGAAGUAGAGAUUCACCAGAAUGGUCUCCGCUACCUGUCGCCUUUCCGCAGUGAGCAUGUCGACGUGCUUUUCAGCAAUGUCAAGCACCUGUUCUUCCAACCCUGCGCACACGAGUUGAUCGUUCUCAUUCAUGUGCACCUCAAGACACCGAUCAUGAUCGGAAAGAGAAAGACUCGGGAUGUCCAGUUCUACCGUGAGGCCACCGAAAUGCAGUUCGAUGAGACUGGCAACCGCCGACGGAAGCACCGUUAUGGUGACGAGGAGGAGUUCGAGGCUGAGCAGGAAGAACGCCGACGCCGGGCUGCGCUCGACCGUGAGUUCAAGGCUUUUGCCGAAAAGAUUGCAGAUGCUGGAAAGGACGAAGGUGUAGAUGUCGAUAUCCCUUUCCGAGAGAUUGGAUUCACCGGUGUUCCCAACCGUUCCAAUGUCUUGAUCCAGCCCACUACCGAUGCUCUUGUGCAACUUACUGAGCCGCCAUUCAUGGUCAUCACGCUCAAUGAGAUUGAGAUCGCACACUUGGAGCGAGUGCAGUUUGGUCUCAAAAACUUCGAUCUCGUCUUUGUGUUCAAGGACUUCCAUCGGGCUCCUGUCCAUGUCAAUACCAUCCCCGUCGAGGCGCUGGAGGGCGUUAAGGAUUGGCUUGACUCCGUCGACAUUGCCUACACUGAGGGACCCCUGAACCUGAACUGGACCACCAUCAUGAAGACGGUCGUGAGUGAUCCGUACGGCUUCUUUGCCGACGGUGGUUGGUCUUUCCUGGCUGCGGAGUCGGACUCGGAGGGCUCUGAUGAGGAGGAAGAGUCGGCGUUUGAGCUUUCCGAUUCGGAGCUGGCUGCUGAUGAGAGCUCCGAGGAGGACAGCGAGUACGACGAAGAUGCUAGCGCUGAUGGGAGCGAGGAAGACUUCAGCGGCGACGAGGAGAGUGGUGAGGACUGGGACGAGCUAGAGAAGAAAGCAAAGCGUCAGGACAAGGAGGCUCGAAUGGACGAGGAUGACCGUGGUACCAAGCGCAAGCGCUAA